Hippocampus comes (tiger tail seahorse) is the source of this 1488-nucleotide messenger RNA. Its product is annotated as protein FAM49B-like. Gene Ontology annotation, biological process: regulation of actin filament polymerization. The transcript is spliced from 11 exons. The coding region runs from base 152 to 1132 and encodes 326 amino acids. Gene Ontology annotation, molecular function: small GTPase binding. Lineage: Eukaryota; Metazoa; Chordata; Actinopteri; Syngnathiformes; Syngnathidae. The record is from RefSeq and is a predicted model, not a curated record.
GUUUCCUUUUAUAGUGAGCGCAGCGCCGAGUCGCCCACUUCCGGGUUGUCGGCAUGUAGGAUCACCUGGACCCGCCAAAGCCAACCCGUCGAACCCGCACCGAUCCCGCCUCGAUCACGCGCCGAUCGGCGAAGGUUUUGUAUGUGCGAGAAUGGGGAACUUGAUCAAAGUGCUGAGCAGAGACAUCGACAACAACGCCGGAAACUUCUUCUUAGACUUUGAGAAUGCGGAGGCAUCGUUGUCAGAGAAGGAGGCUUGGGAGAAGGUGGACAAGGUGCUGACGGAGGCUCAGGUCAUCCUGGACGAGCUGCAGGCCUACACGGGAGCUGGCGAGGAAAUCCGGCUGGCCAUCCAGAGUCCCAGCGAGGAGGGCGUUCAGGAGAAGGCCUGGUCUGCCGUUCUCCCCCUCGUUGCUAAACUCAAACGCUUCUAUGAGUUCUCCCACAAGCUCGAGCAGAGUCUGCGUUGCCUACUGGACAUCCUGACCGGUCCCGAAGCCCCGCCCACCCAGCAGCUGGAGAACAAACAGGCGCUGGCCAGGCAGUUUGCGCUCAUCCUGCACUUCACGCUAAGAUUCGACGAGCUCAAGAUGACCAUCCCGGCCAUUCAGAAUGACUUCAGUUACUACAGACGAACAAUCAGCCGCAUGCGCAUCAACAACUUAUCUGGCGAUGCGGACGCGGAAGUCAACAACGAGCUGGCCAAUCGCAUGUCUCUGUUCUACGCCAGCGCCACGCCGAUGCUGAAGACUCUCAGCGACGCCACCAUCAAGUUUGUCGCCGAUAAUCCUGAGGUUCCCGUUGACAACACCACCGACUGUCUGAGCACCAUGGCCAGCGUGUGCAAAGUCAUGCUGGAAACACCAGAGUACAGAAGUCGUUUCACCAGUGAGGAGACGUUGCUGUUUUGCUUGCGGGUGAUGGUGGGCGUCAUCAUCCUCUACGACCACGUGCACCCGGCCGGAGCUUUCGUCAAGACCUCCAACAUUGACAUGAAAGGCUGCAUCCGGGUGCUUCGGGAGCAGCCUGCAGGCAGCGUGGAAGGUCUACUGGACGCGCUCAGGUACACCACCAAGCACCUGAACGACGAGGCCACACCCAAACACAUCAGGAACAUGCUGAGCAUCAACUGAACAACAGCGCCUCCCUCUGUUCGUCCUCCACAUUUCACGACAGCUCCUGAGCAUUUCAUGGUUAUUUGGAUUUCUUCUUCUUUGGUCUAAAUUGUUCCUACCUCUCCUGCUGCCAUCUUUACCCACAAGUCAGUGUGACUCGUGCGGGUGGCCUGCAACUGGAAGCUAAUGUUAGCUGAGGCUAGCACCAAAGACGCAAGCCGACGUCAACAAGUUUGGAGCGAUCAUUUCAGACAUGAGGGCCACAUCAACCUGCAGCUCAUGCUCAUUAGGCACAUAAGUAUUCAAUAUUUUUAUGUUAUGUUGUGCUUAGGUUUUGGCUGAAUAAAGUUUUUAUAUCGUUUUGUUUACAUAAA